AUGGUGUUGAUGUUCACCAUGAUGCCCAUUAGGAGACAGUGUUCGCUGCGGAGGGCGGGGGCGACGGGAGUUGGGAGUUGGGCCUCGGCCGCUCGGCUGCAUCUCAUGCCCGCCGAGCGAACGGUUGCACUUCGCGAUCCUUUGGACGGCACCGACCUUCCUCCGUACCGUGCGCUGGUGUUGCCAGCUAAUCCGAAACUGCAUCUCGCAGAACCGCGCCAAAUCGUUAAGGAGGGGGGGAAUGUAAAAAUUUUUGAUCCU
Iphiclides podalirius (scarce swallowtail) is the source of this 261-nucleotide messenger RNA. The record is from the annotation of a GenBank genome assembly. NCBI's taxonomy places the organism in Eukaryota, Metazoa, Arthropoda, Insecta, Lepidoptera, Papilionidae.